Molecule: messenger RNA, 872 nt
Organism: Pisolithus orientalis
Lineage: Eukaryota; Fungi; Basidiomycota; Agaricomycetes; Boletales; Pisolithaceae
Exons: 7
Coding region: 85-825 (246 amino acids)
Source: RefSeq, a predicted model, not a curated record
GGCUCCAUUGACGCCUGGGUUAGGGUUUUAUGACGCCAUAUUAGCAGCGCUGCUGCUCCUCGUCCAUUAAGCAUAAUUGAUCUCAUGCCUCCACGCAAAGGACCUAUCUCUAGGAGGAAGGUUGUACCAUCUCCAAACAACUCAGCCUCGGAAGGGCAUGACGACGAGCCCGGACCGGUGAGCUUUAGGGAAGGGUGUCAAGAUGAACUUUGGGACGAAGAAGAGCCAAUUUCAGUGACCGCCGAGCCCCCUGCGAAGAGGUCCAAGACUAGUUACACCCGAUUUAACGAGCCCAAGUUUUUCAAGGGCCAGAGGUACAGCGGUAUGGCCAUCGGGGGAACACAUCACUGGACUUAUGACAGCGGUCAAUGGGUAGAAACCAAGGAAGAGCCUGACCUCUGGAAGAUCAAAUAUGAAGCAAAGAAACACCGGAACCGAACUGCCCCUAAAGGUUCAGGAGCGCCAGUUGGCACUGAGUAUCAUUGGAUAAUCGUUGCGCAUCAGUAUGUUGUUAAGGAAGAUGCGAACACUUACUCGACACGGAUGGAGGGGCACAAGUACAAGCUCGCACAUAAAUCCGUCGGUACGAAUGCUUGGAGCGUGAAUACAGUCAAAGGACAGCGCGAUCGAGAGAUACAGCUACUCGAAGAUUCAAUAGAACGCGUGAAAGGUCUUCCUCCGGUGAUCUCGUCGCAAAAGGUACCAUCCAAAAAGAUGAAAAAUCCUGGACAGAAAACUCUCGACCAAAUAUUUUUUGGAGGUGCCGGUAAGAAGGAACAGCAGCAAGAAGAUAUAAGCAAGGAAGACAGGUCGGGCGAGAGCUAGGGUAGACUACGUAUUACAUAAGCUGUAACGCGGAGUUGAAAUUUGAG